AUGAAGACCUCACAAUCCUCUGAAAGACAGAAACAGAAAAAUAUAAAUCUUGUUUCUCACAAAAAUCUACAACCUUCUCUACUUAACAUCAAGACCCCAUCCAACAAAGACUUGUCUCAAGAUAUUAUAUCUGCGCUUACCAAAAGCCCUAACUUCACAGUGGCACCUAAAAAGAUUCCAAAGAAAGAGAUCAGCCAACCAUCUACAGUCAACCAUCUACCGACUCCCAUCAGAACAACCAAAUUCCCUCCACCAAACAUUAUUAGACAAGAGCGAUGGGCCCUCCAAGACUUGAACAGAGACACAGACAUCAUCGUGCUUCCAGUCGAUAAAGGCAACACGACAGUAGCCAUAAACACAUCAGACUAUAAGAAAAAGAAAAAUCUUUUCUUGAACAAAGCAUAUAAAAAGCUUGACAAAGAUCCAACUAAUACAAUUGCACAGAACACCAAGAUUCUGAUGGAAAGAGCAACAUUCUCAAUAAAACUAAAUCAACAUUGA
Molecule: messenger RNA, 501 nt
Organism: Acromyrmex echinatior (Panamanian leafcutter ant)
Lineage: Eukaryota; Metazoa; Arthropoda; Insecta; Hymenoptera; Formicidae
Source: RefSeq, a predicted model, not a curated record